AAAAAGGUUAAUACCAUGUGGGACAAAGAUAGUACUGAGAAAAGUUCCGAUCAGGAACCACGCAAACAUUUAUCUCAUUCCAUUGAAGAGAUUCUGAGGAAGCCCACUUGUGUCAGAGAAGAAGCUCAUCACAAUCGGUCUUUUGUUAUGGAGAACAGCAGGGUAUCUAACCACAAUUCAUGCACAGAUGUGAGAAAAAAGCGACAAACCAGGGUGACUUUUACACCGCUCCAGGUGCAGGAGCUGGAGAAUGUCUUCCAGCAGACUCACUACCCGGAUGUUAACACCAGAGAGCAGUUGGCUUCAUGUCUGCACCUGACUUUGGGAUGUAUACAGAUCUGGUUUCAGAACCGUCGAGCUAAAUGGAGGAAAAGUGAAACCCUAAAAGAUAUUCAGCAAGCACACUUCCCUGUGAAUCCCCAAAUCUUUUAUGAGAAGCCACAGGUGGGUGCAGUGUGCUGGCUGCCUUGUUGCUCACAUGAGUCACUGCAAUCAAGAUUGUUCCUUGCAGCUAAGUUCCCACCCAUACAUAUGACGCAUUACAGAAGCCUGUAUUUUGACCUUCUGGACACAGAGAUCCAGAUCGGGACCACUACUGCACGCCAUGACACAAUUAGGUUGUGACAGUAACAUCACAAUGGACUAAUAAUACAUUGUUGUUUAUAUGUAUAUAUCCAAACUAUUGUAGUACAAUUCAAAUACAACAAAUUGUAUUCAUGAUGUGUGCAUUCUGGUUCCAAAGACUCGUAAAUCAUAAUAUAACCUGGUAAUACAAAAUAAAUGUUUUCAUUCAGCAAAA
Molecule: messenger RNA, 799 nt
Organism: Nerophis ophidion (straightnose pipefish)
Lineage: Eukaryota; Metazoa; Chordata; Actinopteri; Syngnathiformes; Syngnathidae
Product: retinal homeobox protein Rax
Exons: 4
Coding region: 16-624 (202 amino acids)
Biological process (GO): regulation of transcription by RNA polymerase II
Molecular function (GO): RNA polymerase II transcription regulatory region sequence-specific DNA binding; DNA-binding transcription factor activity, RNA polymerase II-specific
Source: RefSeq, a predicted model, not a curated record